Messenger RNA from Tripterygium wilfordii, 1710 nucleotides. Its product is annotated as phytoene synthase 2, chloroplastic-like. The coding region runs from base 238 to 1512 and encodes 424 amino acids. NCBI's taxonomy places the organism in Eukaryota, Viridiplantae, Streptophyta, Magnoliopsida, Celastrales, Celastraceae. The transcript is spliced from 7 exons. Gene Ontology annotation, biological process: carotenoid biosynthetic process. Gene Ontology annotation, molecular function: geranylgeranyl diphosphate synthase activity. The record is from RefSeq and is a predicted model, not a curated record.
AUAAACAAAACAAAACCCUGAAAUGGUCUGGACUCUGGAAGAGUGGAGAGCUAUAGUGACAGUUGUUAGUUUUCAAUUUUUUUGUCCUUACUAUUACAAAAGCUCGUCUUAGCGGUUCUUAAUCAAUAAAGUAACUACAAGUUUGGUGCUUUUUGGUCAUAUUACUCAAAGAAGAUAAGAAGUUGUGAUUGAAGAGCAGAGAGGUUUUGUUUAGAAGAAGAGUUUCUAGUUCUAGACAUGUCUGUUGCUUUACUAUGGGUUGUCUCACCUACUACUACUACCACAACAACAACAGAUGUCUCCAAAUGUUUUGGGUUCAUUGAUUCGUCAAAGUUCUUUGUUAAAGAUAGGAGAUUGAUGCUUAAUGGUGCUGCAAAAAAGAGUAGGAGACAGAAUUGGAAUUAUUGCUCUCCAGAUGCAGAUUUCAGAAGUGGAAGCAACUUCCCUGUAACAUCAAGCGUGGUGGCUAGCCCGGCUGGAGAAAUGGCUGUCUCGUCUGAGGAGAAGGUUUAUAGUGUCGUGUUGAAGCAGGCAGCCUUGGUUGAGAAGCAAUUGAGGUCUAGAGGGGAUCUAGAUGUGAAACCAGAUAUUGCCAUUCCAGGGACUUUGAGCUUGUUGAGUGAAGCUUAUGACCGAUGUGGAGAAGUUUGUGCAGAGUAUGCAAAGACAUUUUACUUGGGAACUUUGCUAAUGACUCCUGAAAGGCGAAGAGCUAUAUGGGCAAUCUAUGUGUGGUGUAGGAGGACGGAUGAGCUUGUUGAUGGGCCUAAUGCGUCGCACAUAACACCAACAGCUUUAGACAGGUGGGAGGCAAGGUUGGAAGAUCUUUUUCAAGGUCGUCCAUUUGAUAUGCUUGACGCUGCUGUAUCAGAUACUGUUACGAAAUUUCCUGUUGAUAUUCAGCCAUUUAAAGACAUGAUUGAAGGAAUGAGGAUGGACCUAAGGAAGUCAAGAUACAAGAACUUCGAUGAACUGUAUCUUUAUUGUUAUUAUGUCGCUGGGACUGUCGGAUUGAUGAGCGUUCCAGUGAUGGGCAUUGCACCUGAAUCUCAGGCAACAACAGAGAGUGUUUAUAAUGCUGCCUUGGCAUUAGGUAUUGCGAAUCAGCUAACCAACAUACUCAGGGACGUUGGAGAAGAUGCAAGUAGAGGUAGGAUAUAUCUACCACAAGAUGAGUUGGCAUUGGCUGGGAUAUCGGAAGAUGACAUAUUUGCUGGAAGGUUGACCAAUAAAUGGAGAAACUUCAUGAAGAGUCAAAUUAAGAGGGCGAGGAUGUUCUUCGAUGAGGCAGAGAAAGGUGUGACAGAACUGAGCGCAGCCAGUAGAUGGCCGGUAUGGGCAUCGUUGCUGUUGUAUCGUCAAAUACUAGACGAGAUAGAAGCUAACGACUACAACAACUUCACGAGAAGGGCUUAUGUGAGCAAGGCAAAGAAGCUACUUGCUUUGCCGGUUGCAUACACAAGAUCUCUUAUCCGUCCAUCAAGAACAGCUUUGGCUUCCAACAAGAUGUGAACAGAAUUCUCUAUCAUCAUGUAUAGUACAGUAUAUCAAUCAAGGUAGAGGAUAAAAAUUUAUAUAUUGUAUACUAGAGUCGAUGUAAUGCAGCAAGUAAUGAUUUGAGUUUCAAAUGCAAAAUGGUUUCUUCACCUUUUUAAGAUGAUUUUUUUGCUUCAACGAUGGAUUGGUUAUUGAAAGACUCUGUUUUGACGA